Molecule: messenger RNA, 1037 nt
Organism: Cynara cardunculus var. scolymus (artichoke)
Lineage: Eukaryota; Viridiplantae; Streptophyta; Magnoliopsida; Asterales; Asteraceae
Product: GTP-binding protein SAR1A
Exons: 3
Coding region: 180-761 (193 amino acids)
Biological process (GO): endoplasmic reticulum to Golgi vesicle-mediated transport; vesicle organization; membrane organization
Cellular component (GO): COPII vesicle coat; endoplasmic reticulum exit site
Molecular function (GO): GTPase activity; GTP binding
Source: RefSeq, a predicted model, not a curated record
GAAGCACGUGAAGCAUGGAAAUUUGUCGCAUUCAUUAGCCAAAGCCAUCCACUUCAACUCUUGUGUCUUCUCCUAGGGCCAGGGACAGUCAGAGAAAAAGCCCAGAUCCCAUCCAUCUACUACACAUACACAAUAUCACUACCAAUUUCUGCCACUCCAGAUCUCCUCUCCACUCAACCAUGUUUCUCUUUGAUUGGUUCUAUGGCAUCUUGGCCUCCCUCGGUUUAUGGCAGAAAGAAGCCAAGAUCUUGUUCCUUGGCCUCGAUAAUGCCGGUAAAACUACCUUGCUUCACAUGCUCAAAGACGAGAGAUUAGUUCAACAUCAACCGACGCAACAUCCCACCUCUGAAGAAUUGAGUAUAGGCAAAAUCAAGUUCAAAGCCUUCGAUUUAGGUGGUCAUCAGAUCGCUCGUAGAGUCUGGAAGGAUUAUUACGCCAAGGUUGAUGCGGUGGUGUAUCUAGUGGAUGCGUAUGAUAAGGAACGGUUUGCAGAGUCAAAGAAGGAAUUGGAUGCACUUCUUUCUGAUGAGAACCUGUCUGCUGUCCCAUUCCUGAUAUUGGGGAACAAGAUUGACAUACCAUAUGCUGCCUCAGAGGAUGAAUUGCGCUACCACCUUGGACUGACUGGUGUAACCACGGGCAAAGGGAAGGUGAAUCUCCAAGAUUCAAGUGUGCGUCCAUUGGAGGUAUUUAUGUGCAGCAUUGUUCGCAAAAUGGGUUAUGGUGAUGGAUUCAAAUGGGUCUCUCAAUACAUCAAGUAGGGGGGGUUGGGGGAAUGGAGAGAGAGAGAGAGACAUCAUAACCUCUUGAAGAAGAGAAAAACAAAAAAAAAAUAAAAAUAAAAGGUAAGGAAGAACAUUUGGAUCCCAAAAUUAGAUUUUGAUUCUUGAUUGUGUAAGUGGGAUUUUGUUUGAUGUGGUUGUGUGGAAGAAAGUACCCUCUCUGUUAUUUGUUGGUCUGUAAAAUUUAAAUUGUAGCGCGCUUAGACCAGUUUGAAAUUGAUUUAGUUUCGGUGCACUUUGCUAUUUUGUGGAUGA